GCAAUUAUCAUUUUCCAUUUGGAGUUCCACAAAUAAGCAUUGAAGCACUCCUACGAGGACUUAGCGCUACUUGGCAACAAAUCGCGAAACCAAUUAAUAAAACCUAAUCAACCAUGAAAUUCUUCAUUGCUGUAUUUACAAUUUACGCUGCCGCUUCGGUUGCCAGUGUUACGGCCAGCGGUGGUUAUGGAGGUGGCGGCAGCUCAUCAGGUGGUUCAUCAUACGGUGGCGGCAGCAGCGGCAGCGGCGGCAACAGCGUAUCCAUACCAGCACCACCAUGCUCCAACAAUUACUUGUUCAGUUGUCAGCCGAAUUUAGCACCAGCACCUUGUUCACCACAAUCGGCACCCUCAUCUGGUGGUUACGGCUCAGCCGGCGCCUACUCCCAGCCCAUACCGCAAUAUAUGAAUAUGCCACUCGCACUCAGUCUUAACGACUAUCAAGCAUUCCAAGGACUAAGAGGUUACUACGCCUAGGCGAAGAGCGCAACGCUGUCGUCACAUACAUCUGAAACUCAUACACAUAUAGACAUUAGACGCAAUUAUAUUCUCCGCAUCGAUAUUCCCAUUAAAUCUAUGCUAAGUGCAGAUACAUUAGCGUAGGUAGACAUAAGCAGAAGGAAAAACUCAUAAACAUAAUUUAAAACUGUUUUAAGGUUUUAUUAUGACAAAAAAAAUAAA
Molecule: messenger RNA, 680 nt
Organism: Teleopsis dalmanni
Lineage: Eukaryota; Metazoa; Arthropoda; Insecta; Diptera; Diopsidae
Product: vitelline membrane protein Vm26Aa-like
Exons: 1
Coding region: 114-476 (120 amino acids)
Source: RefSeq, a predicted model, not a curated record